This is a messenger RNA of Menidia menidia (Atlantic silverside), 2367 nucleotides long. The record is from the annotation of a GenBank genome assembly. Lineage: Eukaryota; Metazoa; Chordata; Actinopteri; Atheriniformes; Atherinopsidae.
AGGUACUUGUGAUUUCUAAAGAUCGAAAUAAUAAACAUGAGUGGAUGUGUCGCGCGCAUUAUAAUAUAGACAUCCUGUAAAGUUUUUCUUUCUAAAUGAAUAACAGCGAUGAUGAGAUGGAAGAAGAUGACACUGAAUGGAGCAAAAGUUUUGUGGAUUCUGAAGCUUUCGCCCCCUCCGCCCCUUUAUCCGGUUCAAGCAUGAAUAUGACACCACGACCUACACGAAAAGUCAUUCUGCAUUUUGACCUGGACUGCUUCUAUGCUCAAGUGGAAAUGAUCAGAAACCCAGCCCUGAGGCUCGUGCCUUUAGGUAUUCAGCAGAAAUACAUCGUAGUCACCUGCAACUACGUUGCAAGGGAAAGGGGUGUCAACAAGCUGAUGUCCAUCACUGACGCUAAGGAGAAAUGCCCAGAUCUUGUGCUGGUCAAAGGGGAAGACCUGACACACUACAGAGAGAUGUCCUACAAAGUGACAGGGCUGCUGAUGUCCUACUGUCCGCUGGUAGAGAGGCUUGGAUUUGAUGAAAAUUUCUUAGACGUCACAGAGAUGGUGGAAAGGAGGCUUGACCAGACUGUGGACCCUGACAGCUUCUCAUUUAAGGGCCACGUCUACAAUCAUUUCGGUGCAGAUGUGAGGGCCUGCGACCACCCGAGGCUGGCUUUGGCGUCACACAUUGCCGCAGAGCUGAGGGAAGCCAUCCACAGCGAGCUGGGCCUGACCGGCUGUGCUGGUGUUGCUACAAACAAGCUGCUUGCCAAACUGGUCUCAGGCACCUUCAAACCCAAUCAGCAAACUGUUCUGCUGCCCGAAAAUGUGAAUGACAUUAUGGGAAGCCUGAGUGGACUCCGAAAAGUACCAGGGGUGGGUCACCAAACGGCAAAGAAACUUCAAGCUCUGGGAUUAGUCAGCGUGAAAGACCUACAGCUGUGCCCUCUGAAUGACUUGGUUAGAGAGUUUGGAGGUCCCACCUCUCAACGUUUGAAGAAUUUGGCUCUCGGUAUUGAUGACUCUCCCGUUACCCCCACUGGGGCCCCUCAGUCUCUCAGUGAUGAGGACUCCUUCAAAAAAAUGUCCUCAACCACAGAGGUUUUGGAAAAGAUUCGGGAACUCUUGACCAGUCUGGGGGAAAGGAUGCACAAAGAUGGCCGGCUGCCCCAAACGUUCCGGCUGACCAUCCGGAGGUACUCAGCCACCAACAAGUGGUUCAGCCGGGAGAGCCGGCAGCUCCCCAUCCCCAUCCACAUCGCACAGAAAAUGACUUCGGGCAGCACUGAAGACGCUGUGGUGCAGCUGGUCCCACUGGCCAUGAAACUCUUCCACAAAAUGGUGGACAGCAACGCCGCCUUCCACCUCACGCUCAUUAACGUCUGCUUCAGUAAUCUGCAGACCCGAGCGGCUGCCGUCAGCGGGAAGGGCGCCAUAACAUCGUUCUUCUCACAGAGCAGCCCUCCUAAAAAAAAACAACUGGAGGAUUCCUCUCAGGAUGCCAGGAGGCGCUGCUUGGAUGAAGGUGAAGUUGGCGUACACAACACAAACAGAGGGAAAGUCACCACACAAAGCUCUUUUAGCUCAGCGGCUGCAUCGCAGGGGGUCGAGCAAAAACAAAGCUCCCUCCAUGCAGCAGAAGAGGAACAGAGAGAAUCGGGAUGUUUCCUGAAAGAAACAAAUAAUUUAGCGUCAGUUCGACUGCCACCAAACGUGGACCCCGAGGUGUUCGAGCUUCUCCCAGAGGAAAUCCAACAGGAGCUGUUAGCUACUGCCCACCUGCACACAAAGUCCAGUGUGCUCAGCAGCCCCUCGUUUGCUGAUGAUCCCUUUACGCCGAAUAUCAAUCCGCCGCGGCCAUCGACAAACUCUCCACCUACCGAAAAGACUAAAAAUGCUGCAAAGACAUUAGAUAUAUCCCACAGAGCAACCAGCCCGAGUCCCCAGUGGCCUGCGGGCAUAAGCGGAGUUCAAAGAGACAGCACCACAGAGCAGGGAAAACCCUCAAGCCCUCAGUCUUCUGGCUGUGAUUUCCCUGGAAACGUGGACCCCGCGGUGUUUUCUGAGCUUCCGUACGACGUUCAAAGGGAGCUGAUGUCUGAAUGGAAGCGGGAGAGGCCGGUUCAGAAGACCCCGUCCUCCAGGAAACCGGGAAGAAACGUGAUGGCCAAAGAGAGAGACAGGAGGGCUGCAGGGAGAAGCAGCCAGGCAAAUAACUUGCUCAACUACUUCAAACCCAGUUAGAGAAAGAUGGCGAUAGCCUGGCUGUGUUAUCUGUGUUUUUGUACAAUUGUGUUAUUUCCUCUAAGAAAAAAAUCUUGUUUAGCUCUUUAUUCUUUCCAUUUGAUAAAAACUAAAUAAAAUAAACUGUGACUGUGUC